GCACACCUCCUGCGUUCACACCAAUUUUCAUAGCCUGCUAUUUUAAAAGCAUGAAAUGUAAGACUGGACAAAACAGGAAGGGCCACAAAGUGACGAGGAAUGGGUGGGGAUGACUUUCCACUUACUUCAUCAUACUAAAUACUGGCUGGCAGAUAUGAAGAGUGUAGCUGACGUUCUAAUGAACAUUUAACUGCACAAAAUCAUAUUUGGUGAGUUCUGCGGUGGGAAGAAGACAUCUAUCGCUGAGAUUUCAUUUUUGCCCCAAUUGUCAAGUAUGGAGCGCUAUCGCUUGGUCCGAUGUAACAGCUUGGAUACGGCGUCUGGCAGCGGCAAGGAGCCGAGGAUGCCUUUGGACCACAGGGGCCUUUACCCUGAGCUGGAGCCUUCACCGGCAGAACUGGCUCAAUGUGAAGCUGAAGUGGGCACGCUGCUCAGCAUCAUCGCUGAAGUCAACAAAAAGAUGGGCUCGCUCAAGGCACCCAGUGAACCAGAUGAUCUGAGACCACCAACACCAUCCAGUCCUCUGUUUCCUGACCUGCUUUCACACAGACUAGUGAGAAGCAUUCCAGAGAAUAUCACCACGUCCGAUGUCAAAUGUAGACCUUCACUGCCUUAUCGAGGGGGCAGUAGUAUCAUGUGGGCAGAACUGAAAGGUGCACUGACUGCUGUGGAGGACUCGAUCAACUACAGACGGUCCUGGGCGGCCCCCAUCACAUCCUCUGAGCGAGAAAAACCCAAAGAGCAUCUAAGAGCAGCUCAGGAUAGCUGGGCCAAGGCCACAAAGAUUUUGGAAGAGAUGGAAAAGGAAUUUGGGAUUGCUUGCCCAUCGGAUGUGGGUAGGGAAACAUUCCAGGAGGUAGUCAUGGAAAAGCAGGCUCCAAUGGCGGAACUGCAGAGAGCACACAGCAUCAACCAGGUGGAGGAGGAGGAGAGCAAGGUUGGUCAGCAGAGGGCCUGGAGGUCAGCCAUUUGCUCUCCUCCCUACAAAUCUUCAGGCAGCGCAGACCGGAUGUCCUCCUCCUUUCCAGGUUCUCCUUUACUCCUCAGGAGAACUGCAGGAGGCUCGUUAUCUUCAGGAGGUGACAGCUCCCCACGGAGCUUCGUCACCUCAGGAAGUCCUUGUUCAAGCCCCAACGGCCUGGAGACUGAGAUGGAACGCUUGAAUAGGUACAUUGAGAAGCUGAAGACCAAGAAUGAGCGUCUGACUGUUGCUUUGGAGCGAAGGAGGUCAGAGUGCGAGCAGAUCGGUAUUACGUUAAAGAGGCUGGAGGCCGAGUGCUCGACCGCGCACUUGGCUCUCCGAUACUGUGAGGAGUGCGAAGAGGCCUACGGCCAACUUUUGUCGCUUUACGACGAGAGGCAACAAUGCUUGACCAACGGAGCAGGGGUCAAUAACGACCAGCAGACUAUGGGCAGUCCCAGGAAAAGGUCAAGUGACAGCGAGGAGCUGUCCACCGCCUUCACUGAUGUCACCAAGGAGAUGGAAAGACACCAAACGCAGAGAACGCCCGAAGCGAUUGAUCGAGAGGUUGCGCUCCGUCAGCUGAUUGAGCGGCUAAAAAGAGAGCGGGCGGCCAUUUGCCUCCCGAAGCCACGGCUAGAAAAAGAGUCUGCCGUGAGCGUGGGACAUUUCUCCAAAGAUAACAAGCCGGUGGAAAGCAAGAGAGAUAAAACAUGUCUGUUCCAUGAGAUGAUCACAGCCAGGGAGGAGAUGUCAGAUCUCCGUGCUCUGAUCCGUCUGAAGGAGAAAGAGCUGAGGUGUCUGGAGUGGAGCGUGGUGGCCCAAAAAGCAUGUGGAGCACGUGUUCCCCAAGGCCCCCGAGAAAAGCCGGAGGAGUGGAAGACUGAACAACAGAGACUCUGCGAGAAUGCAGAUAAAGUGUGUAGUGAUGCUGAUGUAUCUGGGCUCAGGUCCAGGCCCAUAUUGAAGGAACUGCAAGUGCUACUUCAGAGGGAACAAGCCCUGAAGAAGAGAUUGGCCUUUGUUUAUGACUCAUUGAAUGCCUCGCUCCCCGAAAGCGCCUCCAACAGCGAUGAGCACGUGGCACGGAUUGCGCAAGCUCACAGUAAGGCCUUGAGCUCGUACAGACACAUUCGCAGAAGAUACAGGGAGCAAGUUUGGAAGCUGGAGCAGAAACUAGCAGCCAUGAUGGAAAGUCAGCACGCGCACAAGCAAACGUCCAAGGCAGCGGGAGAAGAUUCAGAAUGGAGGAGGGAAGAAACUGUUCUGUGAUUCCAGAACGUGUCUGUCAUUCAAUGUUGUUUCCUUCAAGUUUGAUUAGGUCUUAUUAAAAAUAUUUCAAACAAAC
This is a messenger RNA of Syngnathus typhle (broad-nosed pipefish), 2309 nucleotides long. It is a transcript of the gene ushbp1, whose product is annotated as Usher syndrome 1C binding protein 1. The coding region runs from base 275 to 2233 and encodes 652 amino acids. The record is from RefSeq and is a predicted model, not a curated record. The transcript has 14 exons. NCBI's taxonomy places the organism in Eukaryota, Metazoa, Chordata, Actinopteri, Syngnathiformes, Syngnathidae.